UGGCCAAGAGCGCCAGGACAGCGCCUUUAAGUCACCAAAGAGCCACAGGACUUGCUUAAUUUCUUUGGAAAUAAUUAUUUGUAACACAGUGCUUGUUUUCAGCUUUAUCAAUAACGCUCGGCGGCGAGGUGGAGUUUACAAAGAAAGAGAAAUAUUGAAUUGGCUUGAUCUUUUUCUUUCUGUCAUUUGGAACCGCAAAGGAUAUUUGGGGAAGAGCGCUGUGCCUUUGGAGCUGCCAUUCAAAAUGACAGACGUCGUUUCGGCAAUGGAUACAGAGCCAAACAACCCGGCGAGUGUCCUCGAACUGGAGUCAGAUCACAGCCGUGGUUCUCCUAAGAGUCCACCAUUGGACCUGACUGACACAGGAAAAGGACUGAAAGUACAAACCACGACCCCUCACCUAGUCAGCCUGGGCAGCGGAAGGCUCAGUGUAGCCAUUACUUUACUACCUCUAAAGGAGGGUAUGAGCGGAGGCCUGCGAUCGGACGCCGCUCAGGACAUCACUAUUGAGGGUCCCGGCAUUGAAGCCAAACACUGCAGGAUUGAGAACAGAGGAGGGGUCGUCACUCUUGACCCAUGCAGACACCUGUGUUCACUCGAUGGAGUUCCUGUUACCAGACCCACACAACUUAUGCAAGGUUACACACUCUGUUUGGGUAAAUCUUAUAUCUUUCGCUUUAACCAUCCUAAGGAGGCCAACCGUAUGAAAAGCAUGCUGCCUCAGAAGAGCCCCGUCUCUCCGCUGGUGUACAGCACAGAUUAUCUGAAGUUCAGCAGUGACUUCAGUCAUUGUCUGGGUGGCUCUGGCUCUAGAGGGAUGCGCUCCGUCUCCGAACUGCGGGAUUUGAUGGACACUUUACAAAAAAAGAAGCAGGCAUUGGAGAACAGCUUGCGAGCCAAUGGGGAUUCAAGCCCCUCCUACUUCAGCAUGACACCGUCUCCUCCCACCACACCCAAUUUGCUGUCACCCAUCAUCACUUCCUCCCCAAUAUCCUAUCAAGAACAAACCCGCCGAUUGUACAGCUCUGAAAGGCCACCACUUGCGGCCAAAGUGCCAGGACAUUCGUCCAGCGGCAUGCCUCCAUCUCCUCGCCGUUCUGACCCUCGAGAGCGUGACGCAUCACUUCCUUAUUCUCGACCCAUGACCCGGAACCAAUCUCAGGAUAGCCUGCUCCUCAAUACAUCAGACAGUCGCCGUGCUGGGACCACAGGCUCAGCUCUCUCGAUGUGGAACGGCUCAUCCACCGGUGCAACUGAUUCCCUCCCUCCAACACCAGUGGGCGGUAGUGGUGCAGCCAGCAUGCCAUCUAGUCCCCGUCUGUCUCGUAGAUUCAACACCCCAGAUGCAGGUUGUAAUGGAGGACUCGAACCCGCUCCACGGCAACGAAAGUACUCCGCUGGGUCACUUACAGGCAUGAGCUCGCACAGUCGCUCCCUACCACGCCUCUAUCGACCUGCCGACAGUCAGCUUACCCUCCUGCCAAGUUAUCGGUCUCCUGACAGCCAGCUUUCUCAUCCAACUGGUGCUAGCCACCAGAAUGGUCAUUCUGAGGUAGUCUCCAUCUCGCUGUCCAACAGACCUGUUACCAAACAUACCGUAGCCCCUCCGGAUGUCACCAUGACAUCGGGAGAAGCUACCAGCCCCCGCCAGGCCAAGAAGGUGAGUUUGACAUCCAUCAGCUGCUACUCAGAACUGGACAGGCAAGCCAUGCGUGGUCCCUCGCCAGCUCUGGAGAUUGGUCUCGGGGAGAGGAGGCAGUCUUUCGGAAAGGCAGGGCUGGGUCCGCCGAGUGGCUUCAGGGAGAGAAAGGGCAGCAUCAGCUCUCUCAGCGGAAAGGAAGAGCUUCAAGACUACCAUCAGAGACAGAGGGACGAAAGACUGCGGGAACAGGAAGUGGAGAGACUGGAACGUCAGCGUCUGGAGACUAUCCUUAAUCUGUGCUCUGGGCUGGACCGUGCAGAGCAGGACAAAACUGGCUUGGCCGUUGCAGACUUGCAGAAGAUCAACAAGGAGCUGGAGAAAUUACAGGUGUCAGAUGAUGAGUCUACGUUCUCAGACUCUGCAAGUCUGUCAGCCAGCAUUUCUGCUGAAAAUGACUAUGGGCUUAAAGCCCGGGAGACCCAGUCCAGCGAGGAGAGACAGGUACGGCAGCGCAAAAACAGUGGACACAGAGAAGUCAGGGCGGAGACAACAGCUGUCUUUGUCUCUGCUCCCACCCCUUCUCCUCGGCUGACACGGAUAAACAAGGCGCCUGAGGAUGACACACAGCUGAAGUUGGACGUGAGACGUAUAGAGGAGGAGAGGAUCCAGGUCCUGAAUAAUAUGGAAGAGUUAGAGCUGAAGAUCAAAGACCUGGACAACCAGAUGGAGGAGUCCAUCAGAGAGUUGGAAGUGGAGCGCGCUCUGUUGGAAGGCGAGCAGGAUUCGGAGACGGCUCAGCUACAGCAGGAGAAAGACGCUUUGGAGCAACUUAAAGAGAAGAUGGCUGACAUUGAGAACAAAGCACAGACGGAAAAAUCUCAGGACAAAGCCAAGCUAGAUGCGGAGCGUGUAAAGUUAGAGCGACUGGUGCAUCUGCUUGCAGAGCAGAAGACUCAGUUGGACACCUGCCCCGAAGCCUUGAAAGAGCAACUUCAGCUGCAGCUCUGCAGGGAUGCAGAGAUGCUAGAGGUGGAGACCAAGCAGUUUGAAGACCUAGAGUUUCAACAGCUGGAACGAGAGAGUCGUCAGGAUGAGGAGAAAGAGACUCGGACACAACAUAUUCUCAGGGAGAUCGCAGAAUACCAGAGGAGCACCGUGACACGGAAGGAGAGGCUCCUGGCCCUGAAGAAACAGCAUACCCAGAUUUCCCAGCAGGCUCAGAGGGACAAGGACAACUUUGUGAAGGAAAAGAACAAUCUUCAGAUGAUGCUACAGCGGGAAAAAGAGAAUCUCAUCAACUUGGAGAAGAAAUAUUCUAAACUCACUGGGGCAUUGGGUUUCCCUGUCAGGCCCAUCAGUAUGAAGGAGGAUUGCUUCCAGUUGGCCGACGUGUGUCCACCUCAUAGUGAAUUUUGCCAUGCCCAUAAAACCCUGUCUCCACUUCCUGCUGACCUGCUGAUGUUUUCUUCUCUUCUUUCCUCUCUGACUAUCAAAAAUGCUGAGGUAACGCACUAUCUGUUCCUGUCUUUGCCAAAGCACUCUCCUUCUUCCUGUCCACUGUCCUCCUCCAUCCCUUCUUCCUCUUUCACUGCAUGUUCUCGUCCCAAUCCUAAACCUCCCUCUGUGCACUGGCCUGAAGACAUGGUCACCUUCCUCAACCCUUCUCCUCCUCCUCCCCCUCUACCUGCCAAAAAACAGCGCCGCCACAGGCAGCAUUUCCGCACCCUAGAAGAAAGGAAGCGGUAUGGUAAGGAAGGCGGACCUCAUUUGAGUGACACUCUUCCUCGGAAGAAGACCCAGCCCACCAUAACCCCACAGUUCAUCUGUGCCACCCUGGGUCGUAACAUACCCUCUAAAUCUCAUCCACCUUUAGCUCAAAGCUCCAGCUGUGGGAGUGUGUUGAACCGAGCUCUUGCCAUCUCCCCUAAAGAGACACACAUGGAUACACACCGCCUGCUCAAGGGGCACAGUCAGCAGCACAUUGGCGAGGAGCACCGAACGAGGUUGAGUGAUCUGGGUGGCCGCGCAUCCUCACAGACCAACGUCUACCUGGAUUCCUUUGGUUACCAAGACAACGGCCGUGCCUUUGACACGCUGAGUGUGGACAGUUCAGACAGCAUGGAAACCAGCAUUUCUGCCUGCUCGCCCGACAACGUCUCCAGUGCCAGCACCUCCAAUGUUUCCAAGAUCGAGGAGAUGGAACGUCUUCUCCGGGAGGCCCAGGUGGAGAAGCACCAGCUCCUGGAACACAGGGAGAGAGAGAUGGAGAGUAAGAGCAGGGCUCUUGAAGAGGAGAGGAGACGGCGAGAAGAACUAGAAAAACGGCUGCAAGAAGAAACCUGCAGGAGGCAGAAACUCAUAGAGAGAGAGGUGAAACUUCGUGAGAAACAGAGAGUACAGUCUCGUCCUCUCACACGCUACCUACCUGUAAGAAAGGACGACUUCGACCUUCGUGGCCACAUCGACUCAGCCGGCCACAACACAGAGACUUGUUACCAUGUCUCCAUCACAGAGAAAACCUGCAGGGGCUUUCUUGUUAAGAUGGGCGGCAAAAUCAAAACAUGGAAGAAGCGCUGGUUUGUCUUCGACCGUAACCGCAGGACCCUGAGCUACUAUGCAGAUAAACAUGAGGCCAAACUGAAAGGAGUGAUUUAUUUCCAGGCCAUAGAGGAAGUGUAUUACGACCACUUAAAGAGCGCCCACAAGAGUCCAAACCCUUCACUUACCUUCAGUGUGAAGACUCAUGAUCGUGUCUACUACAUGGUGGCACCCUCUCCAGAAGCUAUGAGAAUAUGGAUGGACGUUAUCGUUACGGGGGCGGAGGGAUACACUCAGUUCAUGAUAUAGAUGUUGUCUGCCAGCAGAGAAGCAAUAAAAUGUGCAGUGUGUGGACUUAAAAACCACCGGACUUGAUCUGCCCUCUUUCACAUGCUGGUUUCAGUACUGAUUCCCCCAAACGCUGGACUGAUAUUAUUUUUGCGUUCGUAUCUGUUUUUCGAUGUCAAUCCACAGUAUUGAAGCUUUUCUCUUUGCUGCCUUUGUUUUGUUUUUUUCAUGCAACAUGAACUUUUACUUGUUGGCCCAGAUGAUGGAAUGGAGCACAUAUCCUAUAAUUUUGUGUGAAUGUUUGUGCUCGUGUCUUUUGGUAUUUCGUCUGUCUGAUUUUGUGAAGAGAGAAAGACUUGUUAAAUGAUAUUCAGUGCCAGUGUGCCACUUUGUGUGUGGUCUGUUUGCUACCUUGUGUACAGGGCCUCGGGGACACACACAUUAUGAUAUAAACAGCUGUCAGCUGUUCUGCCAAAGAUGAAAUGCACACUGACCACACGCUAUCGAGUUUAUGUAUAGAUGCGUGUGUUGGUGUUUGCCAGUGCCUUCAUUUCUGUAUUAUACUGAUAUAUGCCUUUAUACUCAACAUUCAGAUUAAUCAAAGGUGCUAUAAGACACGCAUUUGUGGCUACUUUAACACUACAGUUAUUCAUUACAAAUGUCUCACAACUUCCGAAACAUUAAAGCUGCUUGCAGUUAAGGUAUUACACAGAUUCUAAAGGAUAGAACAUCCUGUUUUGAAUUAUACUACACAAAGACUUAGGUUUUUAGUAUGUUUUAUAAUACUUGAUCAUUGUAUCAUAAUGCAUUUGCAUUUUUAUUAACCGUAUUUAAUGCUUUUGGCCCGUUUUUAGGCUUUCAUUACUUGUAUUUGGUUUGACGACAUCAGAAAGAAAAAAAAGAUGAUCCCUAGAAUUUAGCUUCAGGUUAAGCCAGUAGCUACUACAACACAACGUGUCCUUAAUUGCCUAUAUACGUUUUGUGUUAGUACAAUUUUGUGUUAGUACGAAUUUAUUAGUUAAAGUCCUAUCAGACUGGAUUUCAAGUGUAAUUUCACUUCCACCAGCAGGGGACGACAGCCAUCCGAGACAUUCACACGUGCUGAACAUGUUAGCUAUAAGGUUUCAUCUGUGAAUAAGCCACAGCCAGUAGUCUGUUUUGAAUUGUUAAUACUCAUUUGAGAUGUAUAUUUAUACUUUUGUUUACCAUGCAUGCACCUUUAUUUUUGCAUACCGAAAAUAAAGCAGAUGUAU
Messenger RNA from Sinocyclocheilus rhinocerous, 5721 nucleotides. RefSeq names its product pleckstrin homology-like domain family B member 2. Gene Ontology annotation, molecular function: protein binding. The transcript has 23 exons. The record is from RefSeq and is a predicted model, not a curated record. Bases 245 to 4489 code for a protein of 1414 amino acids. Gene Ontology annotation, cellular component: basal cortex. Lineage: Eukaryota; Metazoa; Chordata; Actinopteri; Cypriniformes; Cyprinidae. Gene Ontology annotation, biological process: regulation of microtubule cytoskeleton organization.